AUUUUGUUCAUUUUUAAUUCUCUCUUGCACUCUUCAUUUCAUUGUUAUAUCCACUUAAGAUUUAUAUUAGACAAUAUCAGAACUAGCUUGCGUUCACCUCGUAAUUGGUCUCUCAGCUGAGCUGGUGGGACUUGGUUCUAAUUCUUUCUUAUUCCCACCGACAAAUGCUAACGUUUCAAGUGGAUAAGACAUCACAUAUUAUAAUUUCUGAUGGAAACCAGAGAAGAUCAUCGUAAUGACUAUUCGCACGUUGACUUACAAAUUGACUGGAUAAAGUGCAUGCAUUUAGGAUAAGAAGAAAGGCACAUCUGAUCUUAAGCAGAUUCAGUGAAGGGAUUGCAAUAUUACAUCACUGCUUGAAUAUUGAAACACUUUUUGUUUUUGAUCAAGGGCUGAUCUCCAAAUAAUUUACUACUGUACAAGGAUGCAUGAACUAUAUUGCCUCAACAACCAAGUUGUGAUGCAAGGGUGGGCAACGUUGUCACCCUCCUAACGACAUAACAUAAAGUCCAUGAUGUAACCACUCUGAAGCUUGUGAGAUAUGUCAGCUGAUGUUCUUUUUGAGUCCGCCUCUUAAGUACAAAACUAUUAUGAGAAAUAAUGAUCUCUAUUAUGAUCUUUUAGACUCUGCAGAUUAACAAUUAAGUUGCCCUAAACUUCAACCUCGUUUUGUGUUUCCAAAAAAAAAAAAAAAAGAAGAAGCUGAUUUCACAGUUACGUGAUGUUUGAUAGUGAAAGUGGUAGGACCAGUUGGAUGACAAGUUCAUGCACAAUCCACAACUUAAGCAGCCCAGCCUACGCAUAGUAAUCUUAUUUUAAUGCACCAAAAGUCUCUUUGCUCAGUUUACCUCUGAUGUCUGAUGUCUGAAAGCUUAUAAAACAACAUAGCCUUCCAACCAUCUCUCAUCAAAAACAUACUCAAAAUUCAAUCUUCACAGCCUCCAACAAACAAUGGAUAAUUUCUUCUUGUCAUUCCAACACCAGAAACACCCAGAGAAGCUCAAUAAAAAGAGGCUGACUGAAGAUCAAGCGGCCAUCCUAGAGAAAAGCUUUGCCUGCAGAAAGAAGUUGGAGCCAGAGCAGAAAUUGCAGCUCUCAAAACAACUGGGUGUGCCUCCGAGACAAAUUGCAGUAUGGUACCAGAAUAAGCGAGCUCGCUGGAAGACACAGAGUCUUGAGGAGGACUAUGGUGCCUUGCAGUUGAAGCUAGAGAAUCUCAUGGCAGAGAAGAAACAGCUUGAGAGAGAUGUGGAAAGGCUCAAGGCCGAGCUGAAGGAGGCCAAAGAGAUGUUGCUCUUCAUGAAAGGUGAAGCAGAAGCUAAAACUCACAGUUCUUUCGCUGAGUUUUCAUAUAAUUGUGAAGAGGUUAUGCAGGUUGAAGAGCUUUAUGCUUGUUUCAUGGGUCCCAAUAAGUUCCUCUGAAAUUAAAGUUCCAUAGGACGCAUCACUCGAUGCUUAUUAGACUUCCUUUCUUAUCGUACUUAGUAGAAGAAUCAAACCUUGUGUUGACAGAAAGAUAAUAUCGGUCUGUUCAUUUGGUCAUGGAAUUGUGGGGUCUCCAAAAGUUACUCCAUUUUUUCCUGUAAGGGGUAUGCAUAUUGCAUAAGCCUGGAAAUAAAAAUGACCUCCUGGCUACUGAAGGCAGCUCAUGAUCUUUGUAAAAUCCAAAAUUUCAUGAAUCAAUACGACGGCUUAUUGCAUCAGUAA
Messenger RNA from Neltuma alba, 1707 nucleotides. RefSeq names its product homeobox-leucine zipper protein ATHB-52-like. Lineage: Eukaryota; Viridiplantae; Streptophyta; Magnoliopsida; Fabales; Fabaceae. Gene Ontology annotation, molecular function: sequence-specific DNA binding; DNA-binding transcription factor activity, RNA polymerase II-specific. The transcript has 2 exons. Gene Ontology annotation, biological process: positive regulation of DNA-templated transcription. Bases 952 to 1422 code for a protein of 156 amino acids. The record is from RefSeq and is a predicted model, not a curated record. Gene Ontology annotation, cellular component: nucleus.